Molecule: messenger RNA, 474 nt
Organism: Striga asiatica
Lineage: Eukaryota; Viridiplantae; Streptophyta; Magnoliopsida; Lamiales; Orobanchaceae
Source: the annotation of a GenBank genome assembly
AUGCAGAGAAAGAUCUUCUUUGCUAGGGGCAAAGCAAACGCAGGGGUGUAUCAUAUAAUAGUGAUAACAAAUUUACUAGGCUAUUUGCAGCAGGCCCCGGUAUCUUAUUCUUACACAGAAAUUCAGCUUGUCAGAGCUAAUUUACUGACAUCGUCAAACAUGGCGUUAUCACUGAGGCAGUCAAUUACCAGAAGAUUAUACUCAAAUUCGUGCUUAGCCUACGCCGACUUCUCGGGCACCCUGAAAUCCGACGACCGCCCCAAAGACCCCCCGACUCAUAACCUCCAUGACUCCUCACUAAUCAACAUGCUGGAGCUCAACUCACAGCUCAAGCACCUCACAAAAUCCGGCGACCUGAAAACCGCCCGCAACAUGUUCGACACAUUGCCCAAAAGGGACGAAAUCACCUGGACCACCCUGAUUGCCGGCUACAUCAGCUCCUCAGACACAUCCGAAGCAAUUUCUUUGUUCUAA